This is a messenger RNA of Ogataea parapolymorpha DL-1, 852 nucleotides long. RefSeq lists its product as uncharacterized. The coding region runs from base 1 to 852 and encodes 283 amino acids. The transcript has a single exon. NCBI's taxonomy places the organism in Eukaryota, Fungi, Ascomycota, Pichiomycetes, Pichiales, Pichiaceae. The record is from RefSeq and is a predicted model, not a curated record.
AUGGGUGCCACUUUGUUAUCCCUGCUGGAGCCCAAAGAACCUCGCAGGACACAAAUCGAGUCUGUGGAUGCCGUUGUCGACUUCACGCCGGGCAACUUGUACGAUAUCGCAUGUGUGCCGGGCACCACGGCGCAAUGGGAUAUACUAUUUGGUCUUCUAAAUCACAAUACCCAGUCCGCCAUAAUCAGCGCCCAUUCUCAUAUUCCUUGGCAAAACUUCAAUGGAGAUAAGAAUAACGUCGAUCUUUACCGUGUUGACACUCUCACGAAGCUGAUUUGCCUGGUGCAAAACCUCGACUUUUGCCAGUAUAAACUGGUUAUUAUCGAUGAUUUUCAUUCACUGUAUCAGUUUGCGAUGACCAACCUCCGAGACAAACGCCGAAGCGAGAAGCAGCACUACAAACGAGACGCCAACGGACACAGAAAAGAUCAGCAGAGUCCCACGCGCAAACUUCAGCUGGUUAUCCAAAAUCUGCUGCUUCUCCUCAGCAACGAGUGCCAAAAACAUGAUGUAAUUGUCAUAACCACGGGCAAAAUGGUCAACAUGAGCCAGAGAUUUUUCUCAAAAUCGCAGCCCGCAUCCACACAGGAAGAAGAGGAGGAUACUUCGGUUCUGCAGCAGAUAAUGGUGCCGAUACUUCCUUUGAAUGGCCCCUGGUCGGGCCAGUAUGCUAAACGUUUGGUGCUCUAUAAAGAUUGGGUCAAAAAUGGCAGCCAGGCCGGCCUGGACAAGUCUCUGACCAUUGUGGACUACAUACAGUUGAUGGAGAAAGGCCAGAUGCGAGUGUGUCCACAAUUCCUGUGCAUAACUUCCGGUAAUGGCGAGCGGACUUUUCAAUCUGGCUGGUGGUGA